Molecule: messenger RNA, 741 nt
Organism: Thelazia callipaeda (thelaziosis nematode)
Lineage: Eukaryota; Metazoa; Nematoda; Chromadorea; Rhabditida; Thelaziidae
Source: the annotation of a GenBank genome assembly
AUGGAUAAGGCGUCGCCCUCCGGAGGCGAAGAUUGCAGGUUGAGUCAUUUAUCUUCUAGUCAUGAAUAUAAUACUAAGCUUACUGUAUUAGAUAAAUUAAUGAAAAGCGAAAGUUGUCAACUAUAUAAUCGAGAUUACGAUCUUGGUUACUUAAAUUAUGGACCAAAUGGAGGAAUAGCACUUUCUAGACAUUUGGGAGAGUCUAAUGACUGCUUUGGACGAGAGAAUGCUAGUAAUUCUGUAAUGCCAAGAUCGACUUCUGUACCUAUUGACUCAAUGAAUAAGCCACGAUUUUGGUCUACAGGGAUGGGAUUAAGAAGGAAUGACUUGGAAGAACGUUACGGUCAUUGUCACGAAGUUCGUAGGAAAGGGUCAAAAUACAACGAUAUUUUACAUCCCGCAGAUGUUUACACUAGGCAAUCAUCAACAGAAGAUAUUGAUGUGCUCGUUAUCAUUCUUAUCACAUCAACAAUCGUUCUCACCAAUCUGUUCAUUGAUCAACGAAAUAAAGCUGCGCAUUAUGAAUAUGAAGUCAGGAAGUGUGCAAAGUUUUACAGUGAAUGGAUGAACUGCAUAGAAUGUGAUAUUUCAGGAUACAAUCCUCCGAGUCGAUCUAGUACAGUAAUUGGUGUGAUAAAUGAGUCUCAAGCAGACAGCGGUAAUCUCAGUCCAUGUUCACGUCAAAAUCAGAAUUCUCCCGAUACAGAAAACGUAAAAUACUACCAGUGUUCAUCAGAUUAA